GCUCUCGUCUCUCCUCGCUUAGGGCAACAGGGGCGGGAUAGAUCUACUCUCUCUCACACUCUCUCUCGCAACCAAAGAAUGGUGCUCGUGCUGCGCAACAGAUCUGAUCCCUCGCUGGGAUCUAGCCACUCGCAAGACGAUGAUGAGCGUUCUCUCACGGGUGGAGCGUCGGCAUUAGGAAGAAGGGGGCAGAGGCAAUGGAAGCAAGUGACUGCCAGUAUGAAGGGAUUUGCUGGUCGAUUGUCCAUCUCUGGCCUGGUGCUGCUUCUGUGCAUGGUGUCGCUGGUCUCGCAGUUGCGGCAAGACGGUGUCAUCGUUCACUCUCAUAUUGAUGUGAAUUCUCUUUGGACGAGCUCUUCUUCUUCUGGUUGGAGGCCUUCCUCGGCUCCCAGAUCUUUUUGGCCGCCCCCUCCCAAGAAAAGCAAUGGCUAUCUCGUCGUUCGGUGCAAUGGCGGGCUUAACCAGCAGCGUAGUGCCAUUUGUAAUGCAGUUUUGGCAGCGAGGAUAAUGAAUGCAACGCUUGUGUUGCCGGAGUUGGAUACUAACUCGUUUUGGAACGAUAAAAGUGGUUUUGCUGGCAUUUAUGAUGUAGAACACUUUAUCAAAUCCCUUAGACACGACGUCAAGAUUGUGGAGUCCCUUCCUUACGUCUCCGACAAGAAGAAGAAAAAGAUGAAGGCUUUCCAGAUCGCACCACCGCGAGAUGGUCCUCCAAGUUGGUACGAGACCGAAGCGCUGGCUAAGAUGAAACAGCACGGCGCGAUAUAUCUCACUCCCUUUUCCCAUCGCCUAGCCGAAGAGGUUCCAAACGCCGAGUACCAGCGGUUGAGGUGCCGAGUAAACUUCCACGCACUGCGUUUCAAGCCGGACGUGAUGCAGCUGAGCAACCAGAUCGUGAGCAGGCUCCGCGCUGAAGGCCACUUCAUGUCGAUCCAUCUCCGUUUCGAGAUGGACAUGCUUGCAUUCGCUGGGUGCCUCGCCAUAUUCAAACCGGAAGAGCAGGAGAUACUACGAAAGUACCGCGAGCAAAACUUUGCCAAGAAGCGCCUCGUCUACAACGAGAGGCGCUUAAUCGGGAAGUGUCCCUUGACACCGGAAGAAGUCGGGCUCAUCCUCCAGGCAAUGGGCUUCGACAACUCGACCCGCCUCUACCUCGCAGCGGGCGACAUCUUUGGAGGCGAGAGAUUCAUGCAGCCACUGCGAGAGAUGUAUCCUCACCUGGAGAAUCGCACCACCGUGGCCGCUCCGGAGGAGCUGGAAGCUGUCCAGGCCGAGGGGAGAGGACUCCUGGGACCGGCGGUGGACUACAUGGUGUGCUUGCUCUCGGACAUCUUCAUGCCAACUUACGACGGUCCCAGCAACUUUGCCAACAAUCUCCUCGGCCACAGGCUCUACUACGGCUUCCGGACGUCCAUCCAGCCCAACAGGAAGGCUCUGGCACCGAUCUUCAUGGCUCGCGAGAGUGGUGGCGGCGCCGCCGCCGCAAACUUCGAGGCCAUGGUGAGAGGCGUGAUGAGCGGUGGAACGUUUGGAAGGUCUCACCGCCGGGUGAAUCCCGAGUCGUUCUACACGAAUCCCUGGCCGGAGUGCUUCUGUAGGAAGGAGAGCGAUGAUCCGCGCGAGAGGUGCCCGGCGAACACCAGGAUGAAUGCCACGGCUUCGGAGGAGGAGGGUAGCGACGGGAUCAAACGCGUCCUUUCGGACGAUGUGGAAUGAAAUAGUGCAUAGUAUCUCAUUGUUUUGGAUUGAUACUUAUCGAGAGUUUAUGAUGAGAGUACAUGGAGAUCAUAGAGAGUA
This is a messenger RNA of Selaginella moellendorffii, 1797 nucleotides long. Its product is annotated as O-fucosyltransferase 1. Gene Ontology annotation, cellular component: endosome; trans-Golgi network; cytoplasm. Bases 79 to 1716 code for a protein of 545 amino acids. The transcript is spliced from 8 exons. The record is from RefSeq and is a predicted model, not a curated record. NCBI's taxonomy places the organism in Eukaryota, Viridiplantae, Streptophyta, Lycopodiopsida, Selaginellales, Selaginellaceae.